This is a messenger RNA of Oncorhynchus nerka (sockeye salmon), 11919 nucleotides long. Its product is annotated as histone-lysine N-methyltransferase 2B-like. Gene Ontology annotation, cellular component: nucleus; histone methyltransferase complex. The record is from RefSeq and is a predicted model, not a curated record. The coding region runs from base 53 to 9370 and encodes 3105 amino acids. Gene Ontology annotation, molecular function: DNA binding; protein binding; histone H3K4 methyltransferase activity. Gene Ontology annotation, biological process: positive regulation of DNA-templated transcription. NCBI's taxonomy places the organism in Eukaryota, Metazoa, Chordata, Actinopteri, Salmoniformes, Salmonidae. The transcript has 37 exons.
GAAGCGCUACAGACACAGCGCACCACCACCGUUGUUGUUAUAGUAGUGAAUAAUGGCGGCAGCGGGAGGGGGAUUAUCAUCUCCCGCUAAUGGCGCUUGUUCCAGCACGCCGGCCGUAGCCCGGGCCCGUUUCCCGGGCCGGCCAUGGACAUCUCGUAUUCGGCUACGAUCGGAGAAACGUCCGCAGCGGGGAAGGUUGGGCUCGGAAAGUGGAGGGAUAGUCACUGGAGGCCGGAGGCCCAUCAACAUUGGACUAACGUUGAGCGAGGACCCGUCACUGCUGCGUUUACUCGGGAUUGCUGAUAAACAUAGGCGCCAGAGAGACGCGGGUUUCUACUCAAGCGGGAGUGGAGAGGAUGAGGAUUUCCCUGGGUUUGGGACUGAAUACCGGCCAACACUCUCAGCACACAAUAUCUCUGAAAGCAGGCCUCUCCAAUUAUCAUUUUUGAAUCCAGAAAAUCCUCCCCCAGCUCCAGAACUUACAGCAAAGCUUGAGAAAAGUGGAGUGAAGGGCUCCAAAGAAGACCCUAAAGUUGGAGAGGGUCAGGAAGACGAAAACGCUGUGAAACCCAAAAUAAUUGCCAAACUGUCAGCCCAAAAAAUGUCUCCCAGUUCUGGGAUUAAAUCUAGAGGAAAGCAGGCUACUGGGACAAAGGCCUCAAAAGGCAAGGGCAGCGCAAAAUCAAAUGGUCCCAACAGGAAAAGGGGAAGGAAGGUGGUGGAAUCGUCUUCAACAGCCAGAAAGAGGAACAGGCAAGACCAAACAACAAAGGUGGGCAGGGGAGGCUCAGGGUCCAGCACAGCCCGACCCCAAACCAGCAGAGACAAGCAGGGAAAACUGGUGUGGACCCUGACAGUGGUCAAGGGCAAAGGGAAGGCCUCCAAGAGCAAAGAGGCCAGGGAGGUAACAGCAGGCAAAACCGAACCAGACCAAUCUGAGCCACAGAUGUCUGGGAAGAGAAGAGGAUCUCAGCAAGACCAAACAGGCCAAACUGGUGUGGACCCUGACAUUGGUCAAGGGCAAAGGGAAGCACUGUCCCCUAAACCUGUGAAUAAGCAGCAGCAGAGGAGGAGAGUGUCCAAGGGAACAGGGGAAUCCCUUGAGGCUGGAGCUGAGAUGGAGCAGAAUCCAGCAAUGUCACUGGAAAGAAAGAAACCAGCACAGUUUAAGCGCAAGUCCAUAUUUGGCCACAGGAGGAAGCCCGGGAAUGUGGAGAGGCUUAGUACGCCAGAGUCUGUUGUGAAACGCUUUCGUCGUAAGUUUGUAUUCUACACCUACGUGCCAGAGUACCUCCCAGACCCAGUGAAGCAGGAGGGAAAGGAGCAGCAGCCGCAGGGGGAGAGCACCAGGACAGAGGGCGAGCCUCUCCUGUCCCCUGGAGAGUUCGAGCAGGGAGCCAGCAGUAACUUCUCCUCGCCUGUGGUGAGCGCCAGAUCUUCACGUGUCAUCAAGGCACCCAAGAGGUUCCUCAAUGACGAGAUAAUAUCCUGGCCCAGGGGCUCCCUGAAAAAGAAUAGCCAAGGCAAGGUGAAGGAGGAGGAUGCCAUGAGCCUAUCCUUCAAUGAUGACAUUGACCACUUGUCUCGAACUCCAGGUCAAAAUGAGUUCAAACCUAAAGUUUCGGGCUCAACUGGUAAAAAAACACUUCAGACCAGCCUGUCCUCAACCCUGUCUGUGAAGGACCCGACGCUCAGCCCAGGCUCAUCCCACCUCGAGGUCUACGAGAGACUCAAGAAGCUGACCCUCAGCCUGGCCCAGAAGAAGAAAGGCCUUGGUGCUGCUGAGGGUGAAACGGCAGAAGAAGAAGAAGCCCAGGCGGACCGGAGUUUGACCUCGCCGGUUAGGAAGAGAGGGAGGUCCAAGCUGAAAAUGGAGGACCUCAACUCUCCUGGGGUUGUGAGGAAGCUGGCUGUGCAGGUCCGUAACGCUGCCGCUGCAUCCCAAGCUGCAUCAUCUGUGACUAUGGAGGAGGCAGCAAACGACACAGAACAUUUCCAAGAGUCCGCUCCUGAAGGAGUUUACGAAGGAGUGAGCCAGGCUAAUGAGGGUGAUGAUGGGGUGGUGGUGGAACAGGGGGGCACCAGCCAUCGUAUCAACCUCACCGGCACCAACAAGAGGAUGUUCCAUCUGCUGAAGAGGGCCAAGGUUCAGCUCAUUAAGAUCGACCAGCUGAAGAGAGCCAAACUGCAGCUGGUGAAGAUUGACCAGCAAAGGCCGAUGAAGUCAUCACAGCUCCUGUCUGGAUCUGUAAAACUCAGUCCCAGAGAUUUAAGAGUUGGAGGGGGGAGGAGGAUAGGAGGCUCUGCUCAGGACCAGCUCCUUGGUGGUCCACGCAUCAAGCAUGUCUGUCGGGCAGCAGCGGUGGCGUUGGGGCAACCCCGUGCCAUGGUGCCUGACGAUAUCCCCAGGCUUAGUGCUCUGCCCCUCCAUGAGAGAGAGGGCAUCACCACCUCACCAGCUGUAGAAGACAUUGCUGAUGACCCCUCUGAUCAGGAAAUCGAGCACACUCAGGAGCACAAGAGGACAAGACAGAAGCACAAGUACAGCAAGCAGCGCAAGUUAAAGCGGAACUAUAGCGAGGUUGGUCCUGGGGGUCGUGCCACCCGCUGUGGGUCCUGCCAGGGCUGCCUCCAUGAGGGCGACUGCGGCACCUGCUUCAACUGCCUGGACAAGCCCAAGUUUGGAGGGCCCAACACCAGACGCCAGUGCUGUGUGUUAAAGCGAUGUGUUCGGAUUGAGGCGAGGAAAGUAAAGCGUGGCAUGAAGGCAUUCACAGUCCUUUCAAGGCGGCGACGCAGGUCAUCAGCCAAUGUGUUUAAGUCCAAUGAUGACGAGGGGUCGGUGUCCUGGGAGGAGGGAGAGGCAGAGGAGGGGUUGGACCCGGCAACCCCUGGAGACUGCCUAAGCCUUUCCACCAGAAAGCAGCCAAGGCGGAACGUGACACCUCGCUCCUACAGCAGCCUGCUGAAGUCCGACUCGGACGAGGACAUGGGCGGAGAAGCAGCAGUCAAGAGUCCUGUAAAGAAUCCUGUCGCCCCAAGCAACCAAGCUCCAGAGGAGGGCCCAGUGCCCAGUGAAGUUGUAAGGCACCGCAGACCUGGGCCACCCAAAGGACUGCCGGGCCGACGCAGAGCCGACAAGGGGAGCAACUCAGAGGCGCACCAUCCAGGGCUGCUGGUCACAGAGAGCCACAUAACAAGGAGCCCCAGCGAGCCGUGCCCACCCAGGAUCCCACCGUUGCGGUUACAGUGGCGACUGCAGGUGCAGCUGCAACGGUUGCCCCCAUUUGUGGUGCAGUCGGUCAUGCAGGAGGAGGAGGAGCCAGAGGAGGAGUCUUCACAGGAAGAGGAGGAGACUAUUGUUAAAGAGGCUGUGCUGCAACAUAAUCCCAGAAUUGAUCCCCACUAUGUCCUUCGUUCCCAGAAUGCUGCAGAACACACACCAACUAACAUCCUUGCCACGCUAAUCAACGGACUCCCCCAAAAGGGCCACUUGAAGACCGGGACGCACAGGAUCCGCGUAGACUUUAAGGAGGACUGUGCCGUCCAGAACGUGUGGUUGAUGGGCGGUCUGAGUAUCCUCACCUCCAUCCCAGUCACCCCUCAUCCUGUUUGCCUGCUCUGUGCCAGCAAAGGACACCAUGAGAUGAUAUACUGCCAGGUGUGCUGCGAGCCCUUCCACAGCUUCUGCCUCUGGCCUGAAGAGCGACCCCAGGAGGAGAACAAAGAGAACUGGUGCUGCCGCCGCUGCAAGUUCUGCCAUGUGUGCGGCCGCAAGCACAAGAACAACAAGCCUGUGUUGCAGUGCAGGAGGUGUCAGAACUGCUACCACCCCUCCUGUCUGGGACCCACCUACCCAAAGCCCAUCAACUGUAACAUGCCCUGGGUGUGUAUGACGUGUAUCCGGUGUAAGAGCUGUGGAGUGACCCCAGGGAAGACCUGGGAUAUGGCCUGGAACCACGAGCAGGACCUCUGUCCCGACUGCAGCACCCUCCACCUCAAAGGGAACUUCUGCACUAUCUGCUCCAAGUGUUACGAGGAGAACGACCACAACAGCCAGAUGAUGGAGUGCUCCAGGUGUAGCCACUGGGUACAUUCUAAAUGUGAAGGACUCUCUGAUGACCUAUAUGAGAUCAUGUCCAGCCUGUCAGAGAGCGUAGUGUACUCCUGUACACCCUGCAGCCAAUCACAGCCCAGCUCCUGGAAGGGUGAGCUGAAAGACAGGCUGAGGGCGGGGCUAGAGAAGGUGCUGGCCAACCUUCUUUCUGACUCCUCUGCCCAGCACCUGAUCACCUGCAGGGAGUGUGAGGAAUCCACAGAACCAGAUGCUUUCAGGGACAAACACCAGCCCAUCUGCGACCUACAUGCUGUGGGUCAAAAAUUUGAAGGGCACCAGUACACUUCACUGAAAUCAUUCCAUGAGGAUGUUGUCAUGGUGAUGAGGAAGUGGUUGAAGGAGGAGGAGUCUCUCCCUGAGGGCCUGAGUCCCACCUGUUUGGCCAGGUCUCACUACCUGAAGUUGCUGGAGGAGACUUUCAGUUGGUUUCAUAGCCAAGAUCAGAAAAUGUGGGACCCACUCUCCAAAGAUUUCCCAAGUGGUAUGCUCCCCGAGGCAGUUCUUCCUCCAUCUAUGGAGCACAGCUAUGCACAGUGGCUGGAGAGGACGUACCAAGUUACCAGUGGUUCAGGCUUUCUCCAGCAGGGGAACAGCGUCCCUCCCCCAUCCUCAGGUACCACCCAUCAGCCCUGGGCGCUGGAGGGCCUCCCACUCAAAUCCCAAGGUACAAAUGGUGCUGUAACCGGGGCCCUGGAACUCGACCGGACCAAAGAUGAGAGACAGUGUGCACUCUGCCAACAGUGUGGUGACGCCACACCCAACGACGCGGGCAGACUGCUGUACCUGGGGCAGAACGAGUGGGCCCACGUUAACUGCUGCCUGUGGUCCGCUGAGGUGUACGAAGACAACGGAGCUCUGCUCCAAGUACACAGUGCUGUCUCCAGGGGGCGCCACAUGCGCUGUGAGCGUUGUGGCCAGGCGGGGGCGACGGUGGGCUGCUGUCUCUCGUCCUGUCAGAGUAACUACCACUUCAUGUGCGCCCGCGCCCACAACUGUUUCUUCCAGGAGGACAGGAAGGUCUUCUGCUCCAGGCACCACGACCUCGUCAGUGAGAAGAUGGUGUCUGGGAAUGGGUUUGAAGUUCUCCGGCGGGUCUACGUGGACUUCGAAGGGAUCAGCCUCCGUAGGAAGUUUCUGACUGGCCUGGAACCAGAGUCUAUAAAUAUGACCAUCGGCUCUCUGCAGAUCAACAGGCUGGGUGUGCUGACUGAACUAUCAGCCAAUGGAGCGAGGUUGUGUCCUGUGGGCUAUCAGUGCUCUCGGCUGUACUGGAGCACAGUGGACCCUCGUCGGCGCUGUAAGUACACCUUUAAGGUGACAGAGGUGUGUUCUCCACUCGAAGAGAAGCCAGGGGAACCACUGUGGUGGGACCAGGAGGAGAACCGAACCAUAGCCCACAGCCCCAGCUACUAUCAAGAAAUGGAGAUUCCAGAGGCUGUGUUGAGUCCUCCCCCCAUUGAGGUAUCUCCCAGCACCACCCAGUCUCCCCUGAAACAGGAGACGGGGGCCAAAACCCCUGGUUACUCACAAACCAGGAGACCAGCAGGAGGAACAUCUCGACCUCUUCCCUCCCCAGGGAGUGCCAUGUCCAAAUCCCACCACAUCUUGACUCUCAGAGACCUGGACGAUACCCGCCGGCCGCGUCGCCUGUCUCUGAGCUGCCACUCAGGGGAUUCCUCCUCCCCCACCGACGGCCUCGCGGGACCAAUGACACUCCGUUCAGGGGGCACCCUCCACCCCAGGUCCCUCCCCUUCAGUUCCCCUCCCAGAACCAACGAAAACCUCCUGAGUUCCCCUCGGCAAGUACGACCUCUUGCUGGCUCCUCCAGCUGGGGUUCCCCUCCCUUGUCCCCCUCCAGUCUUACCCACCCUUUCUCCCUGCGGCCUGGCGCCGCCGGCAGCCCCCCCUCCAACCUCCAUCUGGCCUUCCGCCACUCCUCCAGGAUCAGACAGCCAUUCAAAAUCCGAACUCCAGUGUCCGCUGAGGUGCCACAGUACUUCUUAGCUUCAUCCGAGCCAGAGAAAGCAGAGGUGGCGCCCUCAAACGGGAUCACAUUGACAGCAAAUAACAUGGAGGAAGACACAGACGUCAGCCCCCUGAUGUCGGAACAGGACUUGCCCUUCACAACAUUCGAAGUGGCGGACGCAGACGUUGCGGUGGCCUCUGUGCUAAAUGCCAAACUGGAGUUUGACGAGGCCUUGCUGAACGAGACUGUGGCGCUUCACUGUGGAGGGUCCCAUACAGGUGGAGGAGAUAUGGAAGAGGAGGAGGCACUAGUGGAGGAGACCCAGACUCAGGGUAGGGACAAUAUGGAUGCCAACAAGGCCUCAGUAUUCACCAAAGACAUGGCCUCUAAAGAUGAUCAGGAGAACGGUUCCUCAGACGAAGACAUGGAUCACUACUUGAAGUUCUCUCGUACGGUGGUGGUGUGCGAAGCCUCCAAGGACUCAGGGCAGGAAGGUCUCCCUCUCACCCCACCACUUCCUACGUCUCAGUCCAUUGCUCAGCUUGACGGAGCGGAUAAUGGCUCUGAGAGUGACUCGAGUGAGGCUACAGGCGAUCAGGAAGAAACUCAGGAAGAGGGGAAGAGUGGGGAAGCUCAGGGGGCUGACAGUCAAGAAGUGUUUGAAACCUGUGACCCAAAUAGCGACAUGAUGUCUUUUGAAGAGGAGGUUCUGAUGGACUCUGACCAAACGGAAUCCCAGAAUGAGGUUCUUCUGGACCCAAGUAGUGGCCAUUUUGUUUCAGCUGACGACGGCACCAGAGUGUACCUGGCCAAUAAUAAAAAAGCAGCUCUUGAUGACAGCGAUAGUGACAGCUCUGGCUCCUCUACAGAUUCUCUCUUUGGAGUGGACGACGAAAUGGGAGACCCAGACUUCGAACCGGAACCCAAACCCAAACCCAACCCAAAACAUCUUGUAAAAACCAUCAAAGUCAUGCAACGCCCUAGUCCUGUGAGCAUGAAAACUAUUCCUCCUAAACCCACACCAACACAGAAGAAAAUCAUCAGGGUGUCCCUACCUUCUGCACCUGCUCUGCCUCUGAAUGUAGCCUCCUCUUCCCCACCCAUCAUUGUUCGAAGCGUUCCAAGGACAGUCCCCUCCACCGCUUUUCCGACCCCGUUUGUAAUAAACGGCAUGAACUCUAUACCCUUCCAGACAGGGGCCACUAGGGGCAGAGCGAUCGCUAUCCGCCUGGCCACCCCCAGACAAGAAGUUCAGCAGCAGCUGACGGCCACUAUUCUGUCUGGUGCCUCCAACUCAGCCCCGUCCCCGCAAGUUCUGCUAGUCAACCGUCAAGGUCAGAUUCUGAUGAAAGAUCCAAAUACCAACACUUUCCAGACGGUCAGCACCAGUUCUCCGUCCUACAGCCGCAUCAGCCAGAUCGCCAAAAUGAUCCACAGCAGUGGUGCCCUGCCACGGGCAGUUCCCCAGGUUGUGGUCGUACCCUCUACGUCAACACCCUCACCACGGACAGCAGUCUUCCAUAGUUCACAUCUCAUCACCACUAACAGAAACAACACCACCACAUCAACCACCAUCUCUAACAGAAACAUCACACCAGCAAGCAACACCAACCUCCUGAUCAGGACCCCACAGAGUUUGCAUGAUGGGCGAGUGCUGGUCCAAGCCAUGCCCGUGAUGAGUGGAGCAAAACCAGUGAGGGUCAAGUGCGUCUCUUUGCCUGGCAACCAGGCCCAAGCUAUUUUAGACAGAGCCAUGGCUACUCAUCGCGAGCCCUCUAGGAUACGGCCUAAUAUCCUCAGGGUGAGCCCAUCUCAGCUGAGCCCAUCCCAGUUUCAGGUCCACCCCUUCCUCAACAAACUCCAGUCCCCUGUAGCCAUUUCUGCCGCUCCUGGACAGAUGCUCCGUCACGAGCCGGCCAUCGUACCCGAGUCUCAGUCCCAGGUCCGCGUUAAGAGAGUGUCCUCCGUCGCUGAGCGUCCCGGCAAGAAGAAAUGCAAGACUGAUUUCCUCCCGCAGUUGCCCUCUAGUGACGUGGAUGACCUAGAUGGCAGCAGAAAUAGUGGUGUUCGAAUCAAAGCCCCAACAAUGAAAGAUGUGCUGGAUCUGGACCAGGAGAAGGUUGAGCUCAAGGUCAUCCCACCACCACAACCUGAGAAUAUCAGACCCCCUCCCAUACCUCAGAUGGAGCGUCAGCCCAACAGCAGCACCACUCAGAGUAGCAGCAACAUCCAUGGAAAAACCCAUGUGUGGGUCAGCGCACGCCAUGGAGAUCUCUCUGACUGGGGCCCCUACUCAGGUUUUAGCUCAGACGAGGACAUGCCGCCACCUAAACAGGACAAGACCAUGUUCGCCCACAGGAACCAGCCCCACCUGCGCUUUGAAAUCACCAGCGACGACGGCUUCCAUGUACAGGCAGAUAGCAUAGAGGUGGCAUGGCGAGCGGUGAUUGACGGCGUCCUGGAGGCCCGAGCAGGGUUCCACCUGAAGGCGUUGCCCCUCGGAGGGGUGAGCGGGGCGCGCGUUCUGGGCCUGCUCCACGACGCUGUCAUCUUCCUACUGGAGCAGCUGCAGGGCGCCGCAGGGUGCAAGCAACACCGCUUUCGCUUCCACCGCUACGACACCCCUGACGACGAGCUGCCCAUCAACCCCAGUGGCUGCGCCCGCGCUGAGGUCUACUCACGGAAGUCGACCUUCGACAUGUUCAACUUCUUGGCAUCUCAACACAGACAGCUGCCUGACAUCAUGUCGACGCCAUGUGACGAGGAGGAUGAUGACUUCCCACUGAAAUCCACCAGACGAGCCACCAGCACAGAGCUUCCCAUGGCCAUGCGCUUCAGACACCUGGAGAAGACCUCCAAGGAAGCAGUGGGGGUUUACAGGUCUGAAAUUCAUGGACGCGGUCUGUUCUGCAAGAGGAACAUUGAGGCAGGGGAGAUGGUGAUCGAGUACGCAGGCAACGUCAUCCGUGCUGUUCUCACAGACAAGAAAGAGAAAUACUAUGACAGCAAGGGCAUCGGCUGUUACAUGUUCCGCAUUGAUGACUUUGAUGUGGUCGACGCCACCAUGCACGGCAACGCCGCCCGUUUCAUCAACCACUCGUGCGAGCCCAACUGCUAUUCACGCGUCAUCCUCGUGGACAGCCACAAGCACAUCGUCAUCUUCGCCCUGCGUAAGAUCUACCGCGGCGAGGAGCUCACAUACGACUACAAGUUCCCCAUUGAGGAUGAUGGCAGCAAGCUGCACUGCAACUGUGCCGCCAGGCGCUGCCGCCGCUUCCUCAACUAAAAGACCAGCCAAACACACCACGUUGGAGGAGUACUUGAAUUCAUAGAGGAAUAUGGACCAGGAGACGAGGGAAAAUGCAAUGAUAUGGCGAUAGGAGUGUUGCCAAUAAGUACUGAUGAAUUGGAGCCUCCUCCGUAGUUAGUUUAAUUUAAAGUCUGACUGAUAUGACGCAUUUUAAUUUAAAGACUGACUGGUGGACAUUUUUGGGUUCUUUCCUACAGCAGGGUUUCCCAAACUCGGUCCCGGGGCCCCCUGGAUGCACGUUUUGGUUUUUGCCCUUGCACUACACAGCUGAUUGAAAUAAUCAAAGCUUCAUGAUGAGUUGGAUACUUGAAUCAGCUGUGUAGUGCUAGGGCAAAAAGGAAAUGUGCACCCAGGGGGAGCCCCAGGACCGAGUUUGGAAACACCCUGUCCUAGAGGGCUUCUUGAGCCGCUCCCUCUGUCGCAGAAACCAAAAAGGGCGCCAAAUGAUACAACACGUUUGUGGUAUGAAGAGCUAUCAGUGUUUGUGAGACAAAAUGUCUACAGCUACAGGCAUUUAUUCUAGGCCUGCAAGCAACCCAGUUGAUUCAGACCUCAGUAAUUUCGUACACUGGUGACAUUACGCAAUCUCAUGGUCAACUCGCUUGGUUUGUCUACUUUCUUGACUCAGUCGCCAAUGGCCUCUAAAUGGAGCUAAACAUCCCACAGUUGUGGUGCUGAUCACUUGGACUAGAGAUGUGGUUGGUUAUGUACUUUGUUUCAGUUGUUUCUCAUCAGUCAAUUACUCUGUUUUAAAGAGGAAUUUCAUGUUAUUGUAGCUAUGACAAUAGAAGGCUACAUUCAAGUGGAGGCAACUGAUUUUAGCACCUUAUUUUCCAUGGUCAUAAGCGCAAGCAUUGCUGUACAUAAAAGGCAAUGCUGACCUGUAAAUUGGACGAAGAAAAGCCUGUUUUAUUUUUUUACUUUGACCCAAGCCACCUCCAGUAUACAUUUUUAGAGCAGCUAUCUUUUAAUUGUCCAUUUCGAUAUUAUGGAGACCAUUAUAACAGUCUGCAUCCCAAAUUCCCUACAUAGUGCACUAAUUUUGUCCAGGACCCAUAGGGGAAAAGGGUAACAUACAAGACAGAACUCUUAUGAGCAUGGGGCAAGUUCAGAUUGUUGCUCUUUUAUGAAGGUGCUGAUUAAAACUACCCAAAAGGUUUGCUUUCACCUAUGUUUUUAAUGAAAUCCCUACAUGAUUAAAGGUACACUCAGCAAAAUGACGUUGCCACGAAUAGCAAGACUUCAAUCUAACAAAGUGUCUGCACAUGUGCGCACAAGUUCAGUUCACAAGGUUACAGCGUGUUAGCAAGGGCACCAAAACAGUGACGAAGUUGAACCUCGUUUUUAAGUGUUCUAGUUGUUGCGGAAAUUCACCCACUAUGCUGUUUGCUUUCUGCAUCUACAUCAUAUCGCUGAGUCUACCUUUAAACAUGUUCUUCACUCAUUUCUCCCCUGUACUUGAAAUUAGAAUGUCAUGCUUUAGAUCUGUGAAAACAUAUCUUGUGACGCACCCCUCUAGAAAGAAAUAAUGAAACAUGUUUUUAGUCUGCCAGGUAUACUUUUUUUCACUAUUGUUUUUGUGCCGUUUUGUUCAUGAUCUUCCAGACUUUAAUAUUGGGGAAAGUAAUAUGGUUUGGGGCGAGGGAAAAAAAUGCUUUGAUAGUACUCUACUCCCUCCCUAUCAUUUUACAACCCAAUUUGUAUAUGUAUUGUUGUAUAUUGGUAUAAAUGAAUAAUCAAAAUGCUAAUGAAAAUAAAUAAAUAUGUGUUGUCAAAUAUUAACCUGGUUUAUAUUCGCUACUGAACACCCACUAAUUUUAAACGGGGGCAUGAAACUUACAGUACAAUACCUGGUCGAAGCCUAUGUUCAGUUAGUCGUCCUUUAUCUUCUCUGUUUUCCCCUUCUACUUACCUGACAGUGACACUCCUCUCCCCUGUCUCUUGCGGGUGUACUACCUCUGUGGCUCACCAUGACAUAAACAAGAGAAGAUAAUGACUGUUACAGUAACUACUUCAGCCAGUGCUUGAGGUGCUGGAACUCAGUUUCUGUUUGUUCCAGCCCAAGUCAAGCAUUGACUGUAGCAUACCACUUAGAAUGCAUGGCCAAUCCAGCUUCGUUCUAAGUGAUAUGCUAAUAUGGAUAUUGUAACUUGCUCUUGGUUUCCAACUGGUGCUGUGCUGGCUCGAAUGUGCAACCCAAUUUAGGGCACUGAGCUGGCUGUGCAUGCAUCAAAGGACACAAUCUACAUGUUUCGGAUUUUAGUUGGGGUUUGGAGGGAUCUCUGCACCAGAGUAAUGAAUAAAUGCAGUUUGUGUUAUUUCUGUAGGAUUAUUUAAAUAUAUUUAAAAUAAAAAUGAAUCUCUCAUUGCGUGUUGAACAUGGUUCUGUUACCUUGGCACAAAGCAAACUUUGUCUGUACAUAGUUGUAUACAACAUUUCUAAACCUGUUACAUCUUUUCUACGCACUUUUUAUUUUAUUCUUGAUGUUCUUGGCUUAAUAAAGAUAUUGAAAGGUUUGAAGAAA